AUGAAUAUAGCUCGCCACAAACUAAUUCACACAGGGCUGAAAGUGUUCAAUUGCGAUCUCUGCGAGUAUAGCACUAACCAGAAGUCCAAUCUGGAGUGCCAUCGUCGUCGACAUGCGAAGGACUAUAGCUUUAAGUGCGAGACGUGUGGCAAGGGCUUUUAUUACAGGACCGAGUAUAUAGAGCACCAGAAUACGCACACCAACAAGAAUCCGUAUCGCUGUGAACACUGUUGUAAGCAUUACAAAUACAAGAAGAAUUUAUUAGUACAUCUAGGGAUGCAUCAUACUGGCAAACAAACCGCCGUAACUGUGAGAAACGCGAGGACGAGGCACGCGUGUAAGUUUUGUCCGGAGAGAUUUGUGUAUAAAAGACUGUUGGACAGGCACAUGAAAAAUCAGCACGGCUUCACGAACGUUCCGGCGAAGCACCUGUGCGACCUGUGUGGUGCAGAAUUGUCAUCGAUGAGACGACUGAUAGUGCACAAAUGCAGCCACACAGGCGAGAAAAUUUUUGAAUGCGACAUGUGCGAUAAGAGGUUCGCCAGUAAGGAGAAUCUGAAUAUUCAUAAACGGACGCAUACAGGUGAUAAACCGCAUAUAUGUCCACAGUGUGGCCGCGGUUUCACGCAGAGGACAUCCUUGGUUUUUCAUCUGCGAUAUCACUCAGGUCAAAGGCCUUACCAAUGUCCAGAUUGUGGUAAGGGAUUUGUGUCCAAUACCUUGCUCAAGAGACAUCGCAAAAUGCAUGAGAAGAUCACGCAACCUAAGCUAUGA
Messenger RNA from Acromyrmex echinatior (Panamanian leafcutter ant), 774 nucleotides. RefSeq lists its product as uncharacterized. Gene Ontology annotation, cellular component: nucleoplasm; nucleus. Gene Ontology annotation, molecular function: zinc ion binding; DNA-binding transcription repressor activity, RNA polymerase II-specific; DNA-binding transcription activator activity, RNA polymerase II-specific. NCBI's taxonomy places the organism in Eukaryota, Metazoa, Arthropoda, Insecta, Hymenoptera, Formicidae. The record is from RefSeq and is a predicted model, not a curated record. Gene Ontology annotation, biological process: regulation of transcription by RNA polymerase II.